Seriola dumerili (greater amberjack) is the source of this 2590-nucleotide messenger RNA. It is a transcript of the gene gphnb, whose product is annotated as gephyrin. Gene Ontology annotation, molecular function: molybdopterin molybdotransferase activity. The transcript has 25 exons. Gene Ontology annotation, cellular component: dendrite; postsynaptic membrane; postsynaptic specialization. Gene Ontology annotation, biological process: gamma-aminobutyric acid receptor clustering; establishment of synaptic specificity at neuromuscular junction; glycine receptor clustering. The coding region runs from base 9 to 2396 and encodes 795 amino acids. The record is from RefSeq and is a predicted model, not a curated record. NCBI's taxonomy places the organism in Eukaryota, Metazoa, Chordata, Actinopteri, Carangiformes, Carangidae.
UGCUGAACAUGGCGUCAGACGGGAUGAUUUUAACGAACCACGACCACCAAAUCCGGGUCGGAGUCUUGACAGUGAGUGACAGCUGUUUUCGAAACCUUGCAGAGGACCGCAGUGGCGUCAACCUCAAAGAUCUUGUACACGAUCCCUCCCUGUUGGGGGGUAUGAUCGCGGCCUACAAGAUCGUGCCGGAUGAGAUAGAUGAAAUCAAGGAGACUCUGGUGGAUUGGUGCGAUGAAAAGGAACUUAACCUCAUCCUGACCACCGGAGGCACAGGCUUCGCCCCGAGAGACGUCACACCAGAGGCAACUAAGGAAGUGAUAGAGCGCGAGGCUCCAGGGAUGUCUCUGGCAAUGCUGAUGGGAUCCCUCAACGUCACACCACUAGGCAUGCUUUCCAGACCUGUGUGCGGUAUCCGAGGGAAGACACUCAUCAUUAACUUACCAGGAAGCAAGAAAGGCUCCCAGGAAUGCUUCCAGUUCAUCCUGCCGGCAUUGCCGCACGCAAUCGACCUUCUGCGGGACGCGGUGGUGAAGGUAAAGGAGGCGGCAGACGAGCUGGAGGACUUGCCGUCGCCACCGCCACCCCUCUCGCCGCCGCCCAACAGUUCGCCACGCCGCCAGACGGAGGACAAGGGCGUGCAGUGCGAGGAGGAGGACGAGGAGAAGAAGGACAGCGGCGUUGCAUCCACCGAGGACAGCUCCUCCUCCCACAUCACCGCCGCAUCCAUCGCCGCCAAGAUCCCAGACUCCAUUAUCUCGCGGGGUGUGCAGGUGUUGCCCAGGGAUACAGCCUCUCUCAGCACCACGCCCUCGGAGUCGCCCCGCGCACAGGCCACCUCCCGACUCUCUACGGCUUCCUGUCCCACGCCCAAAGCGCGGCUCCCCUCCUGUUCAUCCACCCUAAGCAUUGCUGAGGCCUCACGGAGAGAAUUCAGGGCUCACCUGGAUGAGGUCAUCACGCUCAAGUCAAGGUACUCUACCUUGGACCAGCUCCAGUGUAGGUUGGAGGGGCUUAAAGAUGAUCGCAGGAGGACCUUCAGCUCUCGAGUGCAGUCACGAUGCAGCAGCAAAGAAAAUAUCCUAAGAUCAAGUCACAGUGCAGUGGACAUCACCAAGGUGGCCCGGAGGCACCGCAUGUCCCCCUUCCCCCUCACCUCCAUGGACAAGGCCUUCAUCACUGUGCUGGAGAUGACCGCUGUCCUGGGCACUGAGAUCAUCAACUACAGAGAUGGGAUGGGUCGAGUCCUGGCUCAGGACGUUUAUGCCAAAGACAACCUGCCACCCUUCCCUGCUUCUGUCAAGGAUGGUUAUGCUGUGAGAGCGGCUGACGGCCCGGGCGACCGCUUCAUCAUUGGAGAGUCCCAAGCUGGAGAGCAGCCCACCCACACAGUGAUGCCUGGCCAGGUGAUGAGGGUGACGACGGGUGCUCCUAUCCCCUGCGGGGCCGACGCUGUAGUCCAGGUUGAAGACACCGAGCUCCUCCGAGAGUCUGAAGACGGCACAGAGGAGCUGGAGGUACGAAUCCUAGUACAGGCUCGUCCAGGGCAGGACAUCAGGCCUAUCGGUCACGACAUCAAGCGUGGGGAGUGUGUGCUGGCAAAGGGCACCCAUAUGGGCCCAUCUGAAAUUGGUCUCCUGGCCACUGUUGGAGUCACAGAGGUGGAGGUCCAGAAAUUCCCUGUGGUGGCCGUCAUGUCCACAGGAAAUGAGCUGCUGAACCCAGAAGAUGACCUCCAUCCAGGGAAGAUCAGGGACAGCAAUCGCUCCACCCUGCUGGCCACUAUUCAGGAGCACGGCUACCCCACUAUCAAUCUGGGCAUCGUGGGAGACAACCCCGAUGACCUUCUCAACGCUCUGAAUGAAGGCAUCAGCCGUGCUGAUGUCAUCAUCACCUCAGGAGGAGUGUCCAUGGGAGAGAAGGACUACCUGAAGCAGGUGCUGGAUAUCGAUCUUCAUGCUCAGAUCCAUUUUGGUCGUGUUUUCAUGAAACCAGGUCUCCCAACAACAUUUGCCACCUUGGACAUGGACGGUGCUCGCAAACUAAUCUUUGCCCUCCCAGGUAGAAACCCCGUGUCCGCUGUUGUCACCUGUAAUCUUUUUGUCAUCCCUGCCUUAAGGAAGAUGCAGGGCAUUUUGGACCCUAGGCCCACCAUCAUCAAAGCGAGGUUGUCUUGUGAUGUGAAGUUGGACCCUCGCCCUGAAUACCACCGCUGCAUUCUGACAUGGCAUCACCAGGAACCUCUGCCGUGGGCACAGAGCACAGGGAACCAGGUGAGCAGCAGGCUGAUGAGUAUGCGCAGCGCUAACGGGCUCCUCAUGCUACCUCCGAAAACAGAGCAAUACGUGGAGCUGCACAAGGGCGAGGUGGUUGAUGUCAUGGUCAUCGGCCGGCUAUGAUGUCAUCACAGAGGGACGGAGAGUUGGCGUCAUAUAGCGAGGGUUGGAAUGGGUGGUUCACGGUGCAUGUCCACAUAUCAUUGACUAUUCUGUAAUAUGCAACGGCACAGCUAGUUUUUAUUGAUUUGGAUAACGUUGAGGUAUAGUCAACAUCUUGAUCACAACCUAGAUACAUAUGAAAAAAUUAAUUUAAA